AUGGCAAAAGAAGAGUACCAUAAUGUGUUUGAACGAGACGAAAAUGGGAUUAGAAAACUUGACUUAGAGUAUGGAGACUUUCCUGAUGAUGGGUAUGAUUAUUCACAACACUUUGCUGAACGAGGAAAUGGGAUUUUCAUUCAGUCUGAUGGUAAAAUUAUACAACCAGAAGAUAGAGGGGCUGAUGAAAUUGAGAUUGUAAACGAUAUUCCUGAUGACAUUGACCCUGAAAUUCUUGCUAUGUUGAAUGGGGAUAAAGAAACUAAUGAUAUGGAUGAUGAUUUUGUUCAAAAAGCAAUGGGAAAGGAAGUUCAAAAAAAAGAGAGAAAAGAAAGGGAAGAAGAUCGAGAAUUUGAAAAGACUCUGAAAAUGUGGGAUAAUGAUGAAGAUGAACCUAUUAAAGAUGAUUUGAGUGAUAGCUUAGAGUUUGAAGAACAAAAAGAUGAUGACAUUCCCUUAGAUGAAGAUAUGUUAAUUGAAAAUGAGCCAGUUGAUGGGUUAUUUAAGAAUGGUAAUCCAGUUGAUAUGUUAGAUUUAAACCAAGAGUUUAUUGAUUUUGAUGAAUCAGAUGUACAACUUGCCAUGAACUCUGUGAACUUAGAACAAAAUCCAAAGAAACACCGCCACAAUCAACCCAAACAAAGAAAAGAAAAGAAAGUAACAAAAGAAGACCUUGAAAUAGACCCAGCACUUUUGUUAAAACAUGCACAACGUGUAAUGGUAGAUGAGCCAGAAGAGACAGAAACUAUUGUUGUUCAAACAGUUGUACAAGAAGAUAUUCUUCAACAUCAAGAAAAAACAAAACCAAAGACAAAACAAAAGAAUAAACCAAAAAUGGUAAAAGCACCAUUAAAGAAAAAAAAGUAA
This is a messenger RNA of Entamoeba nuttalli P19, 867 nucleotides long. RefSeq lists its product as hypothetical. Bases 1 to 867 code for a protein of 288 amino acids. The transcript has a single exon. Lineage: Eukaryota; Evosea; Mastigamoebida; Endamoebidae. The record is from RefSeq and is a predicted model, not a curated record.